Mesorhabditis spiculigera is the source of this 1956-nucleotide messenger RNA. Lineage: Eukaryota; Metazoa; Nematoda; Chromadorea; Rhabditida; Rhabditidae. The record is from the annotation of a GenBank genome assembly.
AUGCGGGUCGUUUGCUUGUUGGUUUGCACAGCCAUAUCGUCAGUGCUCUGUGGAUAUUACGCGACAUGCCCCGGGCAAAACGAGGAGAUGGGAUGUGCGGGUUGUGAACCGAGCUGCGAGAAGCCCAAUCCGAGCUGCUACCGUAUGACGGCCUGCCAGACGGCGAAGUGCGUCUGUAUUUCGGGGAGUGUCCGAAGGAAUGAUGGACAAUGCGUGGCCCCGAAUCGCUGCAGUAACCCAUACCCUCAACCAACGCCGCCACCACCGCCAACCCCAAAAAUCAGCACCAAGAAAAUUAGUACGGUGACGUCCACGACCACGGCAGCGACGGAAAAAUCGACAUCUACGGCUAUGGCUGCUACAACCACGUCGACCGCCGCUCCGGAAAGCACGUCCCAGCAAGCAGAUACGGAGAUGACGUCUAACAAACAUCUAACUACGGAGACCACCACCGAGGAAUCCAAGACGACAGUCAAUUCUGAGGAGACUACGACGACAAAUGAUGGCGAGUGUGAAUCCGAGACGACAACGGCUGCUAGUGGAGGUGAUCCAGAAACGACCGCGACCGAUUCGACCGUUUUCCAGACAACCGAAGAGAGCUGCGCUCCCGUGGAGACUACGAGUUCAACAUCGACAUCAUCUACAGAUGCCGAUACUACGAUAACAGAAGAAGAAGACUGCUCCACCGAAUAUACGGUUCCUAACACCACGCCAGAAAUAUCAUCUACCGAUUCCGUGACUACGGUAACGGACGAAGAAGACUGUACCACCGCCUAUACGAUAAUUAGCACCACAUCCGGGACCCCAUCUACAGAUGCCGAUACUACGGUAACAGAAGAAGAAGACUGUACCACCGAGUAUACGACAAUUGAGACCACGCCAGAAGUAUCCUCAACUGCUUCUGAUACUACGGUAACAGACGAAGCAGAAGAUUGUACAACCGAAUAUAUGACCACAACAGAGAUAUCAUCCACUGCUUCUGAGGCUACGGUAACGGAUGAAGAUUGCACCACCGAGUAUACGGAAAGCCCAACUACCACUAAAAACCACGAAACCGAGGAAACAAGCCCAGAAUCGACGACAACAGAUGAAGACUGCACGACUGAGUAUACUACGGCGACACCCGGAACCCUAUCAACCAGUUCUUCUGAUACUACUGUAGCCGAGGAAGAGGACUGUACGACAGAAUAUACGGCUUCAACAGCAAUAUCAUCUACUGAUUCGAGCUCUACGUUAGAGGCGGACUGCACCACUGACUACACGGAAUCUUCUACUCCUAUUAACGCAGAUACUGAGUCCACUAUAAAUAGUUCACCCCCGGUAUCCACUACCAUUACUGGCGCCACCACCCAAAACAUGGAUAGUACAAGUGAGGACUGUACCACCGAAUAUAAGGAAACUACAACUUCUGCUGAUACAGCAAGUACUACCUCAGAAACAUCAACUGGUUCUGAGACUACGCUAGAGGAGGAUUGCACCACUGACUACAUGGAAAUAACAACUACGGGUGCUGAAACCCAGACAACGGUAGCCGUAGAAUCGUCCACGGAAAGUGGCUACAGCACGCAAACUGAAACGCUCGAGACAACAACAGAAGAGGACUGUACCACCGAAUAUCCGGAAAUGACAACUUCACCUGAUGCGGUCACUAAUACAGAGCCCUCAACGACAUUGGCGGCUGAGACUACCGAAGCGGAAGAUUGUACGACUGAAUAUCCGUCUACCGUCACCGAGACAACAGUGAGGUCAACGAUCCCAAGCACCACCGAGGAGGACCUGAGCGAUUGCGUGGAGUCCUCAACUGUCCGAUCCGAGAUACAAAAUGCCGCGAUCGAACCCAAAGCCGAAGAGUUAAAAAUGAAUCUCCCCAGCGAAUUCAUCUUCCGCCCACAAACUUUCAACGCCUUCAAUCGAGCCGCGGAUGCUAGUUUUAACGCAAAUCCCGGACCGCAAACC